AUGAAGGAAAGAACAGAAGAGACGGAACCCUCGCUGUCUAGGGAUAGAAGUAGCCAAGAAACACCCAAAAAGCGCGUUGCCUUGACCGGGGCAAAAAAAAAGGAGUUAUGUGAAAAAAAAUGGGAUUUUCCCUCGAUAAAAGGCCGAGAACUGGCGGAAGACUUUGGAAUUAGUGAGCAGGCUGUCUCCAAAAUUCUCAAAAGGUCUUUACAUUGGCUAGGCCUUGAAUCAGAAUCAACUGCUGCCAGAUCCAAACGUGAUCGAAAAAGCACCUUUCCCGAAAUCGAAGAAGCAAUGAUAAUUUGGGUCGACCAAAACAUUGCCCGAGAGCUUACUCUCCAAGGACAUAUAAUUCAAGAAAAAGCAAAAUGGUUUGCUGAAAGACUUGAAGAUAUUUUCAACUGUAAUGAAACGGCACUUUUUUGGAAACUUGAGCCAAGUCGAACACUCGCCCAUGGACCUGUAGCCAGAAAGAAAAAGCCCAAAGAUCGUGUCAGUAUUAUGGUAACAUGUAGUUCAACCGGAGAAAAAUUGCCUUUGCUAUUUAUUCACAAAUUUAAAACUCCGGUUGCUCUCCGAGGAAUCGAUAAAAACACUCUUCCAGUCUGGUAUUAUUGGAAUAACAAGGCUUGGAUGCAAAGAUCAGUUUUUGCCCAUUAUCUUGACCGACUUAAUACCAAAAUGCGCAGAGCCAACCGGCAUAUUCUUCUUUUAAUGGAUAAUGCCAAAUGUCAUGAGACGGAAAACCUUGAGACUCUUUCCAAUGUUCGAGUUCACUUCCUCCCUCCUAAUACAACAUCCUAUUUACAGCCGAUCGACCAAGGAAUUAUUUACAGCUUGAAGGCUCAUUAUCAACGAAUUUUAUGUCAAAAUCGACUUGAAGCCUAUGAAAUUAUUACACCCGAAUUUCCUACUCCUAGUUCACUUACGAUUCGAGAUGCGAUUGAAUUUUCUGCUACUGCUUGGAAUUCCGUGACCCAAGCUACGAUUAAAAAUAGUUGGCGUCGUGCAGGUAUACUUCCUCCUUCUACAACUUGGGACGAUGAUCUAGUAGCAAUUGAUCUCACUCUUAGUAAUGCCGAAACCGAGUACAACCACGAACUUGUAGUCCUUAUCGACCAAAUGCCACAUAUUUCUGAUCCGCUAAUCGCAGAAGAGUAUAUUCAGGUUGAUAAUCAAGCUAUGAGCGAGGAACAAAUGACAGAUGAGGAAAUUGUCAAGUUUGUAAGUGGCAAAAAGGCUCAAGAGCCAGAGAAUAGUGAAGAGGCGGAACCUUUGGUAAAAGUAAUGGAUGCUUUGGAAGGAUUGACAAAUGUGGUAAGAUAUUUGCAACAAAAUGAUCUUGUGGGGAUUGAUUUUGUAACUAUGAAAAUGUUAAAUAGUUUAAGACAUCAAAUUGUUCGAAAAAAUAUUGAAAGCAAGCGACAGUCCAGCCUUGUUAAAUACUUUCAAACCAAUAAAAUUGAUUGA
Molecule: messenger RNA, 1470 nt
Organism: Acaulospora morrowiae
Lineage: Eukaryota; Fungi; Glomeromycota; Glomeromycetes; Diversisporales; Acaulosporaceae
Source: the annotation of a GenBank genome assembly